Messenger RNA from Cyphomyrmex costatus, 1242 nucleotides. RefSeq lists its product as uncharacterized. Gene Ontology annotation, cellular component: axon; neuronal cell body; membrane. The record is from RefSeq and is a predicted model, not a curated record. Lineage: Eukaryota; Metazoa; Arthropoda; Insecta; Hymenoptera; Formicidae. The coding region runs from base 1 to 1242 and encodes 413 amino acids. Gene Ontology annotation, biological process: chemosensory behavior; male courtship behavior; sensory perception of taste. The transcript is spliced from 3 exons.
AUGUUAGAUCCGUCGCCAAAGUCGUCCGAAGGACAAGACAGAAGCAUAGUGCGGAAAAAAUGGCGGCCGUUCCGCGCGAUGGACUUUGAAACCUUGAUGUAUCCCUGCUUCCUUUUCUGUCGCAUUAUUGGACUAUUCCCGUACACCAUCAACGGCUCAACCGUCGUGCUUACUAAACGGAGCUAUAUUACGUCGACCCUCAGUAUGAUUGGCGCCGGCAUUUGGGGGGUGAUAGUACUCUUCGAGGUCAACAUUGCCGGGGACAUUUCGUUUGACGGUGUACCUGGAGCCCUUCAAUGUAAUUGCUACUACAUACUCGGUGGUGUUAUAGCGGUCAUCACAUACAUCAUGAUUAAACCGCGGAUAGAUACGCUCCAGAUCAUGCUGGAUGUUUCUUCGAAACUGCCUGCGGAGUCAUAUCGGAAGAUGUCCAAGGUGGUUCAUGCCAAGGACAUUCUCGGUUUUCUUUUUAUAGUAAUACAACUGUAUCAAUGUUUUGUGAACUCUUACAACUUUGGCGAUACCUUCCUCAAGCUCAUGACAUUUUAUCUCACAAUACUGGUGUUUCAAAUGGAUAUGCUAUACAUGGAUUGCGUUUGUGUACUAAAAGCCUGUUUUGCACAACUCAACGAUAGUCUGUUGAAUCUGCGAGAACUCGUGGUGAACGACGAACCGCAUCUUCUCAGACGUACCUAUCAUGAACAGAGAAAUCCACAUCUACUGAUGGAGCUCAAAGCCUUGAAAAAACGACAUCUGAUGAUCAGCGACGCUGUGCACUUGGUGAAUAAGGUUUUUAGUAUGCAAAUUCUCACCACAAUAGUCAUGACUUUUGCCGAAAUCACUUUCGGUUUGUAUUUCUACAUAGUGGUGUGGCAAGAAGGCACCGAUGUUAUCAAUCUAGAGAAACAGAUCUGGAUUAAGUACUACAUCACGUCUGUAACAUAUUAUUCUAUCAAAAUAGUGCUUAUAGUGUGGGCCUGCGAUACAGGCAAGGAUAACGCUUUGCAGAUUGGCACUACUGUACACGACGUUCUUAUCAGCACCAGCGAUAAGCAGAUUAAAGAAGAGUUGCAGCUGUUUUCCUUGCAAAUAUUGCAUCGCGAAAAUUCAUUCAACGCAAAGGGUCUCGUUGUUGACGCAACACUUCUUACUGGGCGAUUCACCGGCAACAGCAGCGGUGGCAGCAGCAACAACGGCCUCGAAACUGAGUUUUCAUUCAAUGCGGAGGCAUGUGGGGUGUAG